Recurvomyces mirabilis is the source of this 4089-nucleotide messenger RNA. RefSeq lists its product as uncharacterized. NCBI's taxonomy places the organism in Eukaryota, Fungi, Ascomycota, Dothideomycetes, Mycosphaerellales, Teratosphaeriaceae. Gene Ontology annotation, cellular component: plasma membrane. Bases 1 to 4089 code for a protein of 1362 amino acids. Gene Ontology annotation, molecular function: calcium-activated cation channel activity. The record is from RefSeq and is a predicted model, not a curated record. The transcript is spliced from 2 exons.
AUGUCUUCACCAAAUCAACCGACAUGCACACCGGGCACCCACUGGUGGGACACCAUUAAUUGUGGUUCUGGGUCUGCGUUGAACAACACUGGCACUUCCAUCAAUGCGCUGCUGGCAGCCAUUGCUACUGGUGCUAUUGCGUUUGCCGUACAAGUGCUCAUUUUCCUGCUCCUGAGGCUCCGACUAUCACGAAUCUACCGACCACGAUCGUACCUGGUUCCCGAGCGCGAACGAGUGCCUCCUCCACCACCUGGCAUCGUGCGAUGGCUUUACCCGCUGUUCACCACGCCGAAUUUGGCGUUCAUACAGAAGUGCGGUCUGGACGCAUACUUCUUCUUAAGAUACCUACGCAUGCUGCUCAAGUUCUUCUUGCCAGUGGCCGUCAUUGUCUUACCCAUCAUGCUACCCUUAAAUCGAUAUUCCGGCCCUACUAAUAACGUUCAUGGCCUGGAUCUCUUGUCGAUCUCGAAUAUCAACCCGGAGCAUAUGGGCCAUAGGCUCUGGGCUCAGCUAGUCAUGGCCAUUACCGUCACCGUCUGGUUCGGCUACAUCGUGUACAAGGAGCUGCGAGGCUAUAUCAGAGUCCGGCAAGCCUACCUGACGUCACCUCAACAUCGCAUCCGAGCGUCAGCCACGACCGUGCUUGUUACUGGCAUACCACGCAAAUGGCUAACGCUGGAGGCCCUGGAUGGUCUGUACGAUGUAUUCCCUGGCGGCAUAAAAAACAUCUGGAUCAAUCGCAACUUCGACGAGUUGUCGAACAAAGUACAGCUGCGCGAUAAUUACGCGAGAAAUUUGGAGGGUGCGGAGACCGAUCUGAUCAAGAAGUGUCGCAAGGCAUAUGAGAAGAAGGCAGAAGAGAAGCGGAAGAAGGAGGGUGCGAAGAAGCAGAGCAAGCAAGAAUUGAAGGAGAAGCGGGCCGAGGGUGACGCUGUGGCAGAGCAGCUGGCUCAUGGCGAGGGUGUGAGCGCAGGCGAUCAGCAUGCCACGCAUCAUGGGCUGCAGGAUAUCCUAUACGAAGAAGCAGAGCGUGAGGAUCAAGAACAAGAGAAGGAGAGGGAGAAGCAGAAGAAGCGUGGUCAUGGUCUAGGCUUCGUAGGCGAUGGCCUGGACAAAGUAGGCCUAGGCGCUGUCAACCAGGGGCUGGGUGCGGUUGGUCAUGGCAUCGGUGCUUUUGGUAAGAAUGUGGGCAUGUUUGGACAACGUGUGGCUGGUGAUGUUGACACCGGUAUCCGCAAUGUUGGUCGAGAUUUCGACACCGCCACGGCUGCCGCCAAUGAUGGCCAAGGUUUUGUGACGAACGAUGAACUGUAUCGCCAAUCCAUUCUUAGCAUGAGUGAUGUGGCUCCCACCCCACCUCCAAAGACACCAGCAGAGGAGCGCCAAGCGAGGUUGCAGAAUGACACAGAUAUCGGGCGGGGCAUGCGACCUGUGACACGAGAAGGCCGGACAGAUGACAGGAGCACCAGAGAUAAUCAAGCUCCACUUGUCUCAGCUUUGCAUUUUCAAGGAGAUGCUGCUAGAGACACGCUCCAACAGAAGCAACAUCCUUUUGCCGCGCCCCCAGCUAUUCCCGGCGAACUGUCUCAGGGCUCGCCUGAUAGUGAGAGAACCUUAGGCCGACCCGACAUUCAGACGACAAGGCCGUCGGUGGAGUCAAAGCCUCGCUCCCAGAUGGAAAUUGACGAUAGUGCACUACGGCCAAAGCAGCUCACCUGGAAGCUGUGGAAGAAUAAGGACAUGUCCCUUGGCAUGCCAUCCCCUCAGCCACACACAGCUGAUGAGGACGAAUUCCCACUGAACGCGAGUGUCGUGCACAGUGACAUGGACAAGCCCAAGCUGAAGGAGAACAACGAGUUGUCUGCCAGUAAAUUUGUCGAACAAUUCUCAUUCUGGAAGAAGAACAAACACGAAGUGAAAGAAGUGUACCCGCGAGCAUUCGACGAUAAGUGGGACGAAGAUAAAGACGAAGAACCACGCUGGCGUCACUUCAUCGAGUCUAAGGAUCGCGACACUCUUCGCAUGCCACUCGUAGAUCAAGCUUGGUUUCCCUCCCUCCCUUUCCUCGGCAAGAAGAUCGACAAGGUAUAUUUCCUGCGAAGAGAGCUGGCCCGCCUGAACCUGGAGAUCGAGGCCGACCAAAACGACGUCGAGAAGUUUCCCUUCAUGAACAGCGCUUUCAUACAGUUCAACCAUCAAGUCGCGGCCCACAUGGCAUGUCAGUCUCUCUCGCACCACGUACCCCAACAAAUGGCGCCUCGACUUCUGGAAAUCAGUCCUGAUGAUGUGUUGUGGGACAACAUGUCAAUCAAGUGGUGGGAGCGCUAUAUCCGGACCGGUUUCGUGCUGGUAGUUUGUGCUGCCUUGAUCAUCCUCUAUGCCAUUCCGGUCACCUUCACCUCCCUCUUAGCCCAUCUGGAUACGCUGGCUAAAUCGUAUUCAUGGAUGGCUUGGGCCGGAACACUGCCUACUGUAGCGAAAUCUAUCAUCCAGGGUGCGUUGCCGCCACUGUUGCUUAACUUGAUCUUGCUAUUGGUGCCGAUCAUUUUCAGAGCUCUGGUUAAGCAGCAGGGUGUGGCUACUGGAAACCAGAAAGAGCUGGGUGUCCAGACCUGGUACUUUGCUUUCUUAUUCAUCCAGGUCUUCUUCGUCGUUACCCUCUCGUCUGGUCUCACCCAAUUCUUCCAGCAGCUUGGUACACAGCCAGGUCAGGUGGUCAAGUCGCUAUCACAGAGUCUGCCGAAGGCUGCUGACUACUUCUUCCAAUAUCUCCUCAUUCAAGGCCUUGGAAAUUCUGCUUCUGCACUGCUGCAAGCUGGCACGCUCUUCUCUUGGUUCAUCCUCGCCUUCUUCCUAGACAACACGCCGCGACAGAAAUGGGCUCGGCAGACGACUCUCAAUAACAUCCAGUGGGGCUCUUUCUUUCCGGCAUUCACAAAUUUCGCUGUCAUUGGCAUUAUCUACUCUGUCAUCGCGCCUUUCAUUCUGGUCUUCAUGAUCAUCAUCUUCGGACUGUUCUGGGUCGUUUACAGAUACAACGUCCUAUAUGUAUAUCAGUUUCGUAACGACACUGGAGGUCUUCUAUUCCCGACUGCCGUCAAUCAGCUGUUCGUCGGAAUCUACUUCAUGGAAGUUGCACUUGCCGGCUAUUUCUUCAUCGCUCAAGGACCGGCCGGAAACGCAGCCGCCAUCCCGCAAGGUGCCAUCAUGAUUGUGGCUGUGAUCUUCACCAUACUGUAUCAGUGGCAGCUCAACCAGACUUUUGCUCCGCUGUUCCAAUUUCUGCCGAUCACGCUUGAAGACGAAGCUGUUAUCCGUGAUGAGCAGUUCGCGAAAACGCAAGCGAGCAGGUUCGCUCCUUUGAACGGACGAGAGGUCCAGCCUGAAGACGAGCGAGACAUACAGGAUGUGCUCGAAGACCAAGAGCAAGCUGAGGAGAAUGCAGACGAAGCUAUGGAGCGACGAGACACGGACCAAGCUGCUCGGCAUCGACACUCCUCGCACAUGGACAAUCAAGAAGGUCAAGCUACAGCUCCUGCCACACCCCGAACGCAUAAGAGCGAUUGGGCGCACAAGCAGUCUCCGCGACAACCGAACAGUCCUAGCUGGAAGACGGAUCGCUGGCGCAAUGCUGCUCCUCAAGCAGUGGAUCAUAUGCGCUAUUUGGCUGAAGGCAAACGUGCCGAACAAUCAGCCACCGUCGAGGUGUCACCAAAUACAGAGUCCAAGAAACAGAUUGGCGAUGUCGAAGCACAGCAUACAGUAGGCGACGUCCUCUUCUCUGGCUUCGCGGAUGAACUAGAAGACCUGACGUCAGAAGAACGUGACCUUCUCGUCCGCUACGCUUUCCAGCACUCUGCGCUGCGAGCCAAACGUCCUGUCGUCUGGAUUCCACGUGAUAAUCUUGGCGUGAGCGACGAUGAGAUCAAGCGUGCGCAGAAGAUGAGCACGGUCAGUGUUCCUGCGUCGUUGAAUGAGAAGGACCGUGACAGCGGUAGCAUGGUGGAGAAGACGAAUAUUUGGAUGUCGAAUGAGGGUACUGCGUUGGACGGUAAAGACUUCAGUAAUGUUGAUCUUAUUGCUUUGUGA